Contarinia nasturtii (swede midge) is the source of this 968-nucleotide messenger RNA. RefSeq lists its product as uncharacterized. The transcript has 3 exons. The coding region runs from base 441 to 881 and encodes 146 amino acids. NCBI's taxonomy places the organism in Eukaryota, Metazoa, Arthropoda, Insecta, Diptera, Cecidomyiidae. Gene Ontology annotation, biological process: positive regulation of voltage-gated potassium channel activity; regulation of synaptic transmission, cholinergic; sleep. The record is from RefSeq and is a predicted model, not a curated record.
AUCACAUCCGUACGCAUACUCCGUCGAAAUCAACGAUUUAAACCAAUUUUGAGCGAACGCAUAAAUAUCCGUGGAAUUGUGACUAAAACUUUAUUCAUUAAUUGCUGAUUGAUAUGGUCAGACACAAACGCGACGACGCAUCUCACAUUCUCACAUUCUAAUCGGCAAAUUUCGUUUUUCAUUUUAAAUUGACAUACAUAUUUUGAGUACUUAAUUUUUACAUUUUUUUUUUAUUUAAAAAAAAGGUGAAUUUGUCAUGUGGUUAAAGUUAUAAUGUUAUAUAUAUAGUUCGAAAAAAUGCAAAAAUUUUAAACUUCUAUGUAACGGAAUUCAAUUUGAUUUCGUUUGUUAAAUUUAUAGUUUUAUAUUUCCUUUGUUAAAUUCAGUUCAACAGAAAAGUAAAUAUAAUAUAUUUAAAAGCAAUUGUAUUGAGUAUCACAAUGCAUAGUCAAAAGUUUUUGUGUGCGACUGCUGUUCUACUCGGCCUUUUAUCAGUAACCACAGUGGACGCAUUUAAUUGCUAUCAAUGCAAUUCACAUUCGAAUCCAGAAUGUGCUGACCUACACGCUCAUCCACCGCAUAAAGUAGCUGGUUUUCAUCAGCAAUGCGAUGACAAAGAUUCUGAGGGGAACCCAGCAUUUUGUCGAACUAUAACUUACAAAUUCAAAUUCCUGAAAAAUACUGACCUAGAUGCCAGUCGGGUUGUCAGAACAUGCGGUUUUCAAAAAUCGCCAAAAGAUUGCUACACAGUGGAUAACGAUCAUCAUUUAGAGAGCGUUUGUCAGUGUUUUACAGAUGGUUGUAACUCUGCUGCCGGUAUCUCUGUUUUCGGCUUUCUUUUCACAUUAGUUAUUGCCUCUGCACUUUAUUUUGUAGCUUGAUAUUUUCACUCUAUUUAAUACAAUUGUAGCAAAUAUUGUACACAGUCAAAAGAUGAAAUAAAAUUUAUUUACACAUACACGAGCAAA